ACUCUUAUAAUAACCCCCUUCUUCUCUCUUCCUUUCCCACAAUCCAUAUUCAUCACAACUCCUUCACCAUUCAUCAAGACCCAAUUCUGAUACAUUCCUAAGACACCCUUUUACAAGAACAACGAAACAAAAGGAGUAGCAAAACAAUUGGGAACAACAUGGGUGAGAAUUUGAUGAUGGCAAGGUUUGUGUUAGCCAUCUCUGUUUUAUGCUCUGUUUUUCUAACAUCCUCUGCUCAAACAUGCAACUCACAAACCUUCACCAACAACAAGCAAUUCACAUCGUGUCGUGAUCUUCCUCACCUUACCUCGUACCUUCACUGGACGUUUGACCAAGCCACCGGAAAGCUUGACAUAGCUUUCCGCCACACCGGAAUCACCUCCACGGACAAGUGGGUCUCGUGGGCUAUCAAUCCGAGCAGUAAUCUGAAUUCAGCUAUGGUGGGAGCUCAGGCUCUGGUGGCGAUUCCGCAAUCCAGUGGUUCUCCGAAAGUCUACACUACCUCCAUCGCCAACUACGACCCCAAUAUGGCAGAGGGGAAUAUCAGUUACCCUCACACGGGGUUGUCGGCGACGUAUUCGAACAGUGAAUUGACGAUUUAUGCAACGCUCACUCUUCCUUCUGGAACAACCUCUUUGGUUCAUCUCUGGCAAGAUGGGGCUGUAUCUGGGUCUACCCUUCAGGCCCAUGCCCGGGGGACUGCGAAUCUCCAAGCCAAAGAGAGCUUGGAUCUUGCUUCUGGCACCACUCAAGCUGGAUCAAGUGGAAAUUCAGUCAGAAGAAGGAGAAAUGUUCAUGGAGUGCUGAAUACUGUGAGCUGGGGGAUCUUGAUGCCCUUGGGUGCUGUAAUUGCGAGGUACUUGAAGGUGUUCAAAUCUGCAGACCCUGCUUGGUUUUACCUUCAUGUUACUUGCCAAACUGCUGCAUACAUAGUUGGUGUUGCUGGAUGGGGAACUGGUCUUAAACUUGGUAGUGACUCAGCUGGAAUUGAGUAUUCAACCCACAGAGCACUUGGGAUCACCCUCUUUUGCCUUGGAACCCUUCAGGUAUUUGCUCUGCUUUUGAGGCCUAACAAGGAUCACAAGAUCAGAUUCUACUGGAACCUUUACCAUUGGGGGAUCGGAUACGCCACCAUAAUCAUCAGUAUUGUGAACAUCUUUAAAGGGUUUGAUGCAAUGGAGAAAUCUGUAGGGGAUCGCUACGAUGACUGGAAGAACGCCUAUAUCGGGAUUAUUGCAGCUUUGGGUGGCAUUGCUGUGCUUUUGGAAGUUUAUACAUGGAUCAUUGUGUUGAAGAGGAGGAAAUCAGAGAACAAGAUGGCACAUGGAGCAAAUGGGGUCAAUGGUUAUGGUUCUAGGCCACAGCAGGUGUAGGGUAAUUAAGAGGCUGUGGAUUUUGGCUUCUGAAUUCUAUAUACAUGAUGAAUUUUGAUGUUAGACCCUUUUGUAUAUCUGCUUCUUCCAUGUGUUGAGUGCAUUUAGGAUACUCCAGUUGCUUAGUUUUUUUUUUUUUUUGAGAUGAUUCUUUCUUAGGAUAGUGAAUUCCUAGGGUGUGGUUUUCUCCAUGCUGUUCCAGAUGAUAGAUAUUUUGUACCAUUUUCAUAUUUGUAUUUAUUUAUUUACUCUUUCCCAAUA
Messenger RNA from Lotus japonicus, 1634 nucleotides. Its product is annotated as cytochrome b561 and DOMON domain-containing protein At4g17280-like. Lineage: Eukaryota; Viridiplantae; Streptophyta; Magnoliopsida; Fabales; Fabaceae. The record is from RefSeq and is a predicted model, not a curated record. Bases 159 to 1373 code for a protein of 404 amino acids. The transcript has 3 exons.